This is a messenger RNA of Dendronephthya gigantea, 4451 nucleotides long. RefSeq names its product type II iodothyronine deiodinase-like. The transcript is spliced from 3 exons. Bases 2669 to 3433 code for a protein of 254 amino acids. NCBI's taxonomy places the organism in Eukaryota, Metazoa, Cnidaria, Anthozoa, Malacalcyonacea, Nephtheidae. The record is from RefSeq and is a predicted model, not a curated record. Gene Ontology annotation, molecular function: thyroxine 5'-deiodinase activity.
UGAACACAAUUUCGAAACUAUUAUUUCAAAUCAUUUUGCAUCCAUCAAUUCUUACGAAUCUUUUGCGCUGCGGAUAAAAUGCAAUAUAUGCGUGCGCACCAUGCACUGGUAAUUCGAUCGAUGUCGCGUUCAUCGUAAACCUUGGUAUUUAUUUAACUUCUACUAUAAAACUGUUCAGCUUUCGAUCUUUUCGCAACAAUAUUUCAAGUACAAUUAUAUAGGACAGGAAUCAGCGUGUCUGGUUGCAACAGGGGUGAUCGCAUGCAUGUAUGUAUAGGUGAUGCAUGUAAUAUCUUUAAGCACUUGGAGGUUAAAUAUGCGUGCACAUGCUUGUCUUUAUAUCCGUUUUACAAUGUACAUCACUACUUGUAGUCCUUGUGCCGUAGUCAGGUUUCUGUCUUACACAAACGGUGGCAAAAUAUCACGCCAUCCUGUGGCCUCGUUUCUCGACGGAGGAGAUAUGCGUCGUUAGUUCCGCACGCAGGUCAUUUUAGUACAGACUGCACGGCAGGUCCUGAAGAAUCUCUUACAAGAAAAAUCUCUUUUAAACAUGACCCAAAUGCGUCAUACCGGCGUAAAUGCACAAGAAUUUUCAUUCAAAUUCCCAUCAUUAAUUGUAUUGAUCGAAAUAACGUUCACUAUGACGAUUUGUGGCCCUAUUUCCUAUUCUUCAGAUUUCCGUGCAUGGUCACGAUUUUUGUCGCGCCAUUUCCCACUUAAAAUUUCGUUAAAAAUGUUGUUUCGUUGCAAACUUGUAAACCAUGUCUGAGAGGAAUUGAAGAAAUUCAGCAAAUCUAUUUUGAUGAAAAAGACAUGCACCUUUAAUCUGUGUCUUAAUUAUACUUAGUCUCCUAAGACGUUCAUAGCAAUUUUUUGAAGCGGUAAGGUGCAGACUUUACCCAUCUGUCACAGAGACUUUGAUAGGGUAGAUAACGGGCCUUAAGGUCAAAAGAAUCUCCGUUUUUUUUUUUUUCAAUGUUAUUAAGUGUUGCCCAUGUCCCCCGCCAAUUAGUCUUCUAUGUGAAAAUCCAAUAUAUAUUUGUUUAUCUACAUGUUGAUGGCAUAUUAUAUGUGGUAUAUAUUUAUGUAUAACCUUACAAUUCAUUUCAUCCCAUAUUCCCGCCUUUUAACUACAGUCGUUGUAUAUUUCAGAACGUGUUUAUAUUAUAUUCUAUAGAAUUUGGUCAUGCAGUUUUAAUAUAUCGUAUUUUAGACUUCCUUUAUAGCAAUAACCACCAUAUUCAAUAUUAGAAAUGUGUGAAUACAAGUGUUUUUCGUGUAUUUCUGACGUUCUAGCAGGCUCGUGCGCAGACACUUUAACUAUAUCGUAGGCUGCAAGGUCAAUCCAUCGCUGCCGUGUUGUUAUGAGCCAGAGCGCUUGCGUGACACUGCGGUAGAAACGAACGAUUAUGAUUAACGAACAAUAAAAACACCACUUGACAUCUUAAAGAUCCUUGCACACGAGCCGGAAUCCAAGUGUGUAGACCAUUGCUGGGAAAGAUUUUACUAACGUAUCAGUUAAAAUAAACUCGAUCUGUGCUGAAUUGGACACAAUUUCAAACCAGGUAAGUAUAUAUAAUAUCUCAAAAUGCCUUAAUUUUGCAGUAUAUCUCUCGGUAUUUUCUGCUCAAAACGUGUAUGACGACCUAAUUACUUUCCCCCGCCCCCCACUGAUUUUCAAACAAUUUUCACGGCGCUUUAAAUCGUGAGACAUUCGUGCGUGUGUAAAUAUUACAGGGCCAGAGAGCAAUCAAGACUUAUAAACAGCGGUUGGGUCACGCUAACCUAUUUCUUUGGCUCGUCGUUUGCUAUCUCGUUCGGGACUUGACAUACCCGCAAAUUACUCUAAGAUACGAGCGGCGCACGUGUUGCCACAAGAUUCCGACGCUAUCUCGUAUUCGCGUGAGACGACAAAUAUAGCGUGAUUAAACGCAUCCUGUUCAACUGAGAACUCACGAGAUCCUUGUUAAAGACGCGUUUAUACAUAUAUCCACUGGGCACCCUGGCUUGGAUUGCAUGUUCGCAAGUGGAUUUGUAAAUUCCGAUAGAAAACCCUUCCACGUUGCGCCGUUGCUGAGUCGAUACUUGGAGCGACUUGAACAGUUUCCAUCUCCGAAGAGAUUUCCAUCGCCCCAAAGUCGUUACAGUUCUUCGAACUCCUGCCUUAUCGCGAAAUUCCAGAGGACAUACAAGCAUUCGCUAUAAGAAGAUAAACAGAACACUCGAGAUUACGUGAAACCCGAAGACCUUUUGCUCUGCCGAGUUCACUGUUAAGCGGAUUGCAAGCCAUUUUGAGGCUAAAUUCUAUCCUGAUUCAAAAGCAGUUCGUGCACAGGUCUACAUUAACGGUAAUAAUUACCAUUAACUUUGUCGUAGAUACUGAAAUAAAAGAGGUUUACAAUUGAGUGAAAGGUUACACUCACGAAGGCGACAAUUAAGGUUAUAACACAAAAGUGUCCAAUAAUAAUAUACAAAGGAGGACUCUCAAACUCCAAGUAAAAGGCCAGUUAUCAAGAGAAGUGCUAAAAUUCUUUGCUGUAAGCACUUCGGUUCAAAGAGUCUUCAAGAGUGAAGUUGUCAUAAAAAGCGAAGCAAAGAUUUGCUCGUAGACUGCUUAACGAUAUAAGGAACAUAGUGACUUUGAGUAGAUCUCGAAUAUACAUGCACCAUGGCAGUUAAUUCGAUUGUGAUUCAAAAGCUUCGCGAGUUCCUCUUGUUUCUGCAGCUCUGUUGCAUUUUCGUGAUCGGGAAUACAAUCCUGCGUUUAUCCUACGCGCAACGGAUUACCUCGAGCAUUAUGGAGAAUGCAGCCGGAAUGGUUUUGCCCGAAGAGAUCUUCCGCAAUGCGCUGUUUACACGCGAGAUGAUGAAGGCGCUUUGGGAGGUGUACGUUUUGGACAUGAAGAAAUCCGCCUCGUAUGGUCAGAAGGCACCGGACCCAACGCUUGUCGAUCCAAACACGGGCGAAGAGAAGCAUUUAUCCAAAGCGCUGGACGUGCAGAAACUGCAAGUGCUUGCCUUUGGGAGUUACACUUGUCCAGUGUUUCGCCGAAGAUUCACAGAGCUGCAAGCAUUGGCAGAAGAGUUCCACCAAGUCGCCGAGUUUUCAGUGAUCUACAUCGACGAAGCUCAUCCUUCUGACGGUUGGGCGUUUAAGGACGAAGUUGAAAUAUCUAAGCACCAAAGCUUGGAGGAUCGUCUCAACGCAGCCCAACAAUUCUCCUCAGCGUAUUGCAAGCACUCGCCAAUACGAAUGUUCGCUGACUCGAUGAAGAACGAGGCGAGCACGAUGUAUGGCGUUGGUGCAAUCCGCUUGUACGUUCUUUACAACGAGACUGUUUUAUACGAAGGUGGAGUUGGCCCCACGUAUUACAACGUGGAGGAGGUGAAGCAAGCAAUCAAGACCAGAAACGAGUCGUGUGUUGUGGUAUGAUGCUGAUGGGAAACCUUUUUAUCUGAUAUUCUGCUCAGAUGUCAGGAAUACAAUGCAAGCACACCUUUCGUGGGACCUGAGCGUCUGUCAAUGCGAGGAUACUUGCUCGAAAGCUGCCAGGUCAAUGCAGCAUCCUGGGUUUACGAAUACAUUGGAAUGAAAUAACUAUACGUUAGAGCUUAUAUAACAAGUUGAACGUUUUAACAUUUAUAGUCUUUAUCAACAUAAACGUUCUUGUCUUUCUCGUUGGAACUUUUUAUUGUUGAAUGAAAAGUCUUCCAACGGAAAUUCACAACCCAUUAUAACCCGUAAUAGUUGGUAAAUGGCUAUCCGUAUAACUUUGUCGGGAAAAAUGCUUCCUUAUACACAGUCCUUAAACACUUAUAUGGCAAUUCCUUUCGAGGUAACAUCAUGUGGUAGCAUGCACCUUUCAAAAACAGAGAACUGUUAACGGUUGUCUAACUCUCGCUCUCCUAAUAUAUUCAUCCUAAUAGCUUAGCCCAUGCAUGCUCUGAGGCGGUUAUUUAGCAUAGCUACGUACUGCAGAGUGAAACGUGCAGUCCUUUAUUUCAAUUUGUUAAAGUAACCGUUGAUGGGUCUGUCCUCAUGGUUGAAAUUGCCUAUUGUGUUUGAGGGAACACUUAAGACGCACAUACGUAAUACACGCAAUGUUGAAGUUUGAGUGAAUACGCUGGUGACGUUUUAACAAUUUGUCACAAGAAUAUGUGUCCGCGCACUGCAAAGCGCUCGAUCGUUUGCCUCAAGAGCUGUCAACAUGUUGUUAAAACCUGUCAUCGUCCAGCGGUUCUCGCUGAAAUGUCUUCUGUGACAUAUAUACUACACACAGUUUCAUUAUUAGUGUUUGUAAGAUGAGAAAAUAUAAACCGACUACAAACAAAAAUAUUAAUACUUGGGUCGAUUUAAAAAAUCCCCAAAUAUAUUGUACAGGAAUAAAAAUGACUGUAAUAUAUGUAAAUAAAUACCACGCCAUAUACGUUUAUAGUGGUCGAAAUAAAUG